Messenger RNA from Sclerotinia sclerotiorum 1980 UF-70, 1293 nucleotides. RefSeq lists its product as hypothetical. Bases 1 to 1293 code for a protein of 430 amino acids. The record is from RefSeq and is a predicted model, not a curated record. Gene Ontology annotation, biological process: microtubule-based movement. The transcript has 3 exons. Gene Ontology annotation, cellular component: kinesin complex; nucleus; microtubule. Lineage: Eukaryota; Fungi; Ascomycota; Leotiomycetes; Helotiales; Sclerotiniaceae. Gene Ontology annotation, molecular function: ATP binding; microtubule motor activity; microtubule binding.
AUGGAACCGCCGACGAUGACAAACUCAAAAUCUGCACUCUUUGAAGUGUAUUUACGAUUAAGACCUCCUCCAAUAUCAACUCAACAUUUAUACCCCGCCAUACCAAUACCAGACCGCUUUCUUACUGUUGAGGAACCCACCGAGGAACAACUUCAAGAUGGAACUGCAUCUCCGACCCACAUUACCUUAAAUCCACCAAAUGACAACAGACGCAGGGCAGUGGAGAAAUUUGCUUUCACUCGGGUCUUUGAAGAAGAGAGUUCGCAGUUGGAUUUAUUUCAUGGUACAGGUGUGCUUCCUUUGGUUGAAGGGGUGCUGGCCCAAAAUGGUGGAGGUGGCAGAGAUGGUUUGCUUGCUACAUUGGGAGUCACUGGCUCUGGAAAGAGUCAUACAAUUCUUGGAUCUCGACAUCAACGCGGCCUUACACAACUUGCCCUCGAUUUACUCUUUCGUUCCAUUGACAACAAUAUCCUCGAUGUCAAUUCACACCCUGAACUACAUGGCUCCAUUGCAUCAUCGGAUCCGUCAGAAGCUCAGGUCAUGUCUGCGCAAAUGUUCCUAGAUACAUUUUACUUCGAUCCAGCCAGCUCAAGAGCUCCAACACCUCAGGUGGUACGAGUGCCUAUUCCCUAUCACCCAAGCCCAACCAAAUUAUAUCCAUAUUUGCCGCCGUUUCAGGCAACAGGAAGUCCUAAAAGCAUCAGGAUCGUGGUUCACCAGGAUAAUGAUAGUAAACCACCAGGAUGUGCGCCAGUGCCAACUCCAGGAGAAUCGACAGUAUCGAUGACUUCCUUUAUCCCUUCAUUCAUGCAAGCUACUGCAACAGCAGCCAGGAAGAUGAUUAGUACUAAAACUCCUCAAAAGGGCGAUUCUUACCAACCUACUCCGAGACGAACCAUACCUACGAGACCAUCAGCUUUGCCAAGUAGUCCGGAUAUUACGGAUAUCACCGUUGACAUAGAUCACCAUGCGGAAUAUGCGAUUCUGAUUUCGAUGUAUGAGGUUUAUAACGAUAGGAUAUUCGAUCUUUUGACGCCGGCGGUACUAAACAAAUCUACAAAAGAAUCUAGGAGAAGACCAUUGCUAUUUAAAUCUACAGAACAAUCACCCGACCGGAAGGUCGUCGCCGGGUUAAGGAAGAUUAUAUGUGGUAGCAUAAAAGAUGCACUCAUGGUCUUAGAAGCUGGUCUGAAUGAAAGAAGAGUCGCGGGUACCAAUUCUAAUAGCACAUCGUCUAGGUCGCAUGGAUUUUUCUGCGUGGAGCGGAGGCCGGAAAAAUUAAUGAGAGUUUGA